AUGGCCAACCCGACAGCUAUGACAAAAAGUUUGGACACCUUCCAACCGUCAAAGACGCGUGCACUAUCCAAAUACCACUUUGGUCGCAUGCUCGGCGCAGGCACAUAUGGUAUUGUCCGCGAGGCAGAUGGCCCGACCGGAAAGGUCGCCAUCAAGGUCAUCCUGAAAAAGAAUGUCAAGGGUAACGAACAGAUGGUCUACGACGAGUUGAAUCUCCUCCAAAAUCUGAAGCAUUCGCAUAUUGUCCGCUUUGUGGACUGGUUUGAAUCGAGGGAUAAAUACUACAUUGUCACGGAGCUUGCUACGGGCGGCGAGCUGUUCGAUCGAAUUUGUGAGCAGGGCAAGUUCACCGAGAAGGAUGCUUCGCAGACCAUCAAACAGGUUCUCAGUGCGGUUGACUACCUGCACAAGAAUAACGUCGUGCAUCGAGGUUUUCAUUCCUUUCUCUGUGGCCUUAUUUGUCUGACAAUGGGCUUCGUAGACCUAAAACCGGAAAACCUUCUGUACCUUACAAAGCAGUCUGACUCCGACUUGGUUUUGGCUGAUUUCGGCAUCGCCAAGAUGCUGGACAGCAAGGACGAGGUCUUGACCACGAUGGCAGGCUCGUUCGGCUACGCGGCGCCCGAGGUCAUGCUCAAAAAGGGCCACGGAAAGCCCGUCGACAUGUGGUCUAUGGGUGUCAUAACGUACACCCUCUUGUGCGGUUAUUCGCCUUUCCGUUCCGAAAACCUGCCCGACCUGAUCGAGGAGUGCACAUCUGCCCGUGUCAUCUUCCACGAGCGCUAUUGGAAGGACGUUAGUGAGGACGCCAAAGACUUCAUUAUUGGCCUACUUCAGCCGAACCCGGAUGACCGCUGGAGUAGCGGAGAUGCGCUGAAGCACAAGUGGCUGAGCGGCGAGAGUGCCACUGAGCACAACUUGCUGCCAGAGAUCAAGGCUUACAUGGCAAAGGCUCGCCUGCGCAGAGGCAUCGAACUCGUCAAGCUUACUAACCGUAUUGAGGCUCUCAAGAUGCAGGAAGACGACCCCGAAAACUCUGAUAUGCAGACUGAUACAGCAGCACCACUCCAGAAGGCGGCCGCUGCAGCAGCUGCCCAGGACGACGGAGCUUCUGGCAGCGUCGGCGCUGAGAGCGGCCCCACCGACAAAACUAAACAGACAAUUCAAAAAGUAAAGGGAGCCAUCUUCCGGGAGGUCGUCAUGGCCAAGGUCCGCGAAAUGCGCCAGCAGGAAGAGGUGCGCAAGGAGGUCGAAGAGGCCAGCAAGCAGGGCUCACCUUGA
This is a messenger RNA of Sporothrix schenckii 1099-18, 1281 nucleotides long. Its product is annotated as Ca2+/calmodulin-dependent protein kinase. The record is from RefSeq and is a predicted model, not a curated record. Bases 1 to 1281 code for a protein of 426 amino acids. Gene Ontology annotation, biological process: protein phosphorylation; cellular response to oxidative stress. Lineage: Eukaryota; Fungi; Ascomycota; Sordariomycetes; Ophiostomatales; Ophiostomataceae. Gene Ontology annotation, molecular function: ATP binding; calcium/calmodulin-dependent protein kinase activity. The transcript is spliced from 5 exons.